Messenger RNA from Daldinia vernicosa, 1323 nucleotides. RefSeq lists its product as uncharacterized. NCBI's taxonomy places the organism in Eukaryota, Fungi, Ascomycota, Sordariomycetes, Xylariales, Hypoxylaceae. Bases 93 to 1049 code for a protein of 318 amino acids. The transcript has 2 exons. The record is from RefSeq and is a predicted model, not a curated record.
ACCUUCAAUACUUCAAUAUCAACGACUUAAUCGGUUCAACUCCUAACCACGUCCGUGUCAUAUUUUGCGUUCCUAGUGCGACCAUAACUAGUAUGGCUCUCAAUCAAGAUCUCUCUUUACCAAAGACAGCCCCAAACAGCGACCGACAUCGUGCCACUGCGGGAGGAAGCUAUGCGCAAGCUGUCUACUCAAUCCUCCCCCUUGAUUUGACCACUCUAGAUAACUUAGUAAACCGAUUAAACGAAGCCUCAGAGAUCGACCCCGGAACUUGUAAACUAGCUCCCAAAUACGACUUCGCCAACCGCCCACUUCGCGACAUCUACGACUACCACAUCCAGCUCCGCGACCAGGACCACUCAAUCCACCCCCUUUACUUCAUCGUAGCCGUCGAUGCUGACUACAAGGAAAACGGCGUGCUGGUGGUGCACCUCCACACGGGCCAAGACGGAGAGCAGGACCGCGUCGACAAGGCCCGGUGCAGCGUGGACUGGGCCGCGAGCUGGGGCUUGAACCUCGACAUUGGCAACGUGGCUUGGGAGGACCUCAAGGAGGAAGAAGCGGACGAAUGGGGCGAAAAAGCCAUGUCGUGGACGCAGGAGUCGAACCAGCCUAAGCAGCCGGAUGCUGCGCCGCCCCGGUUCCAAUACGCUUGCUUCAGUCUAGUCGAGAACGCAUUAGAUCUCCCGGAAAAGCUCCAGCCCGACUAUUAUAGCACGCCCGCGGAGCACAGGCGCGUGAUCCUAGGCGGGAACUACUCCGCUGCCGGCGGGUUAUCCGAAGUCACUCGCCUGUUUCCCUGGUUCUGCAAGUCGCAUCCGGAGGCUCACAGGCAGCUGGCCAUUGUAGCCGACAAGCCCGACUUCGAGACCAACGGCGCUGUGAAGCUUCUGCGUUUCGACUGGGACGGCAAUGUAGACGCACAUGACGAUGCCGGAAUCGCCGAGUUGGACCUUAAGUACGAAGCGGUCAAAGUAGUUGGUGUUGAUAAAGCGGUUGCGGAGUUAGAUCGGUACUGUCGAGAUUUCGGCCUACCACAGGCUGAAGGAUAGGGUUUGGAUUGGAAGUCAGGCCUAGAGGGUGGACUGAAUGAGAAAGUGAUAGGGGAUAUCUAGGUAGUUUAUGCAGCUUUGCUAAUAUAAAUUUCCAAGGGGCGUAUUUAUCGCCUAUAUGCACACCUUUUAAUAUACAUCUAGGGAUAAAUAGCAUAACUGGAAUCCAUCUAGGGUGUUGGUGGUUCGGUAUAACUAUGGGGUUGAAUAGGUUAACAAGACGUCGUAUGCAAAGAUCUUGAAAAGCAUUAGUUCCAGUAAGUAUAACUAUAGG